Oppiella nova is the source of this 600-nucleotide messenger RNA. The record is from the annotation of a GenBank genome assembly. NCBI's taxonomy places the organism in Eukaryota, Metazoa, Arthropoda, Arachnida, Sarcoptiformes, Oppiidae.
AUGACACUUGACACUCGUACUGACCAGGAUAUUUACCUCACAGCUAAUACUGUGAAUCGUGUGAACCCGGAGUGGGAAUUCAUAUCAUCUAAAGAUUUGAUUAUCCAGGACAACGAUAUGAUCAAAGUGAUUCCGAAACGAAAGCAAUCGCUUUUGUAUUACUUCAUCACAACACCGAUAAUACUGCCGAUCAUUAUAUCCAUAGUCGCCAUCACUUUCCCCCCAAACUCUGUAAAGAGAUACCGAUUAAUAGGACUGUCGUUAACCAUACUCUUUGUUAUACUGCUAUUCAUUGCCAACAAAAUUGCAUUCAAAGUCAAUACAGACGUCCCACGGAUUGGUAAUUCGCAAAAUAUCAAUAAAUAUGGUGUUUAUCUCAAUGAUGACAAUGUGUUCAGUAGUGAUGAACAGAUUUCUUGCGAUGACAUCACCAUUACAUCCAAUGGUAUCAGUGGUGCUCAACAACCCAUUCAUUGGUGUCAUAGGAGUCGGCGAUUAUUUGCGGGAAUUAAGUGUCAGAGAAGGCAUAGAAAGUGGUGUUCAGAUCGCAUACAAUUUAUACACAUCUAUAUGAAAUAUAAACUCCGCAAUGUCGCUUAA